This is a messenger RNA of Sclerotinia borealis F-4128, 2202 nucleotides long. Lineage: Eukaryota; Fungi; Ascomycota; Leotiomycetes; Helotiales; Sclerotiniaceae. The record is from the annotation of a GenBank genome assembly.
AUGGAUAAUAACCUUACAAAACGUUCUGCACAGCGAGAGCGGGGAGAUAGAGUUAAUGGACAUCAAAAUAAAUUAACAGGUACCAAACUCACCAGACGUCGUAUACCCUUGUCUUGUCAGGCUUCAAGGGGAGAUGUAGCCAUCACUACUUGCUCAUACGCCGACAAGAAUGAUAGUAGAGUAUCAAGCUCUUCUACCUUGAAACCGGAACAUGAAGAUAUGAGAGCACGAAUUUAUCGACUUGAAAACUCUAUUCUAUCCAUGAUCUCUAAGGAGGAAAUAAAUAAAAAUCCUCCCAUCUCACCAAGUCUAGAAGAGGAUAAUGAUGAUCACGUGGGUCAGGCAGGUGGUCAAAAACCUUCGGUUGAUACAAGAAGUACACAUUGGGAUUCUAUUCUCAAUGAUCUUGGAGCAAUGAAGGAUGCAUGGGUUGAUGACCAUGAUCAAAUAGAUACAACAUUACCACCAGCCACUAUUUCUCAUCGACCGAGUCUUUUGGGUGGUCUUACUGAACCACCUGAUCGUUCAACAAUACUUUCAUCUUUACCUACAAGAUUAGAAGCGGAUAAACUUAUUGAUCGAUUCUUUGCAAGUUAUAAUCCUUCUAUACCGGCAUGCUAUUUAUUUCAUAGACGGACAUAUCUCAAACAGAUUGAACAAUUUUGGGCAAAACCUUACAAUGCUAGGAUUAUCUGGAUUGGUCUAUACUUUUCAACAAUGUGUAUGGCCCUACAAUCAUAUGCUCGCAAUAAAGAUACACCUCCUGAAUACCGUGAUACAUUGGCAAAAAUCACAGAUCUAUAUCGUAUUCGUACAGCUCAAUGUUUGAUCAUAGCUGAUAUAACAAGACCUGUUUAUCUGAUGAUAGAAAUAAUGCUAUGUUAUGCAUUCAUCGAGUAUUCAUAUGAACGAGAUGGUGAUAUGGGUACUUGGCUUUUAUCAGGAACCAUUAUGCGUUUGGCUUUACAACAAGGAUAUCAUCGUGAUCCGGAACAGCAUGCUGGUCUCAGUGUGUUUGAGAGUGAAAUGAGACGUCGAGUUUGGAUUAUUGUUACACAACAUGAAUUAUUGUUCUCUGUUCAAAUUGGCCUACCAAAAUCAAUUAAAUUCGCCGAAUGCGAUACCAAAGAACCCAGCAAUCUCCUCGAAGAAGAGCUAUCCGAGUACAUGACCGUCCUCCCUCCAUCUCGACCUGACACAGAAAACACUUAUAAUUGUUACCAACGAGUAAAGUUCUGUAUUAUGCGAGCAUAUGGCUAUAUCAUCGAAUUCCUCCACAUCGUCGAACCCCAACCCUACAUAGAAGUAAUCAAACUCGACGAAAUGCUCAAAAAAUACCACGAUCGAAUUCCCCUCCACCUACAACUAAGUACUCUAUCCCAAAUGGCAUCCGAAACCCCCGCCUUCAUAACCGAGAAAUUCUUCCUCCAAAAAUUCUACUACAAAAGCACCCUCCUCCUCCAUCGCAAAUACUGGUACGCCACGCUCCCUGAAAACCCAGAUGAAUUCCGUUGGUUCUCAAGACGAAUGUGUGUUUCCUCCUCAAUGGCUCUCUUAAAUAUCCAAGUUAGCAUGCAUGAAGCGAGUCAACCGGGUGGGAUUCUGCAACAUAUGAAAUGGUGGCAAUUUUCCAUUACCAAUCAUGACUUUUUACUCGCGGCUAUGAUCAUGUGUCUAGAUCUUAAUACAAAUCAACGGACCGAUCCGGGAUCUGAACGGAUGAGCUAUUGUCCUGUUGCGGAAAAGGGGAAAUUGGAUGCACUAGUGAGGGCGAGAGAUAUUUGGGGGGAGAUUAGUGAGGAGUGUAUUGAUGCUGAACGUGCGGUGGGUCUUCUUACGAGUUUGAUUAGGAGGUUGACGGUGAACGUUCAGAAUCAUGUCGCAUUGAAUCUCAACCCGGAUCCGAUUAAACAACCUCCCAUUAAUACUAUUGAUGUGUUUGUGGAAGCGGUUCCAAAUACGAGUAUACCGGUUUGCAAUAAUGGACUUGUCCCGACAACGAUAAAUUACGAAAUGGGAGAUAAUUUGAAUACUAGUAUGAUCCCGGAGAAUAUGUUUGAUACUGGGGGGAUCUUUGGAACUUUUGGGGGGCAGGCUGAUGGACCGGGUGACUUUGAUUGGGAUGCAUGGGAUCAAAUAACCAUUGGUCCUCAAGCUUUGGGACAAGAGAGGGAUUUUGAAAUGCAGACUCAAUAUUUUUAA